UGACAGUUCAAGCAGGCAUGCGCAGUGCGUUUCCACUGGCUCGGUGCUGAAGUUGGGCGGAUGGGUGAAAAAAAACACACCGCCGAUGGAUAUUUUACGCCAGCAUAUAAAUAUACAGUGUGAUACCUAAACGAUGACUGCUAGGCGCAUGUAAUGACACCAAAAUAGAAGACUGACAUCCAAAAUAAAAGGAUGCCGUCCAUCCAAAGCCUCUGUCCUUAGUGCUUCACCUGCUGGCCCAGUUCCUGUUUGUGGUGGCGACUUCCUGUGACACCAGGUUGGUGGGAAGGGGAUCCAUCGGCUACUCCUACCUCCACUCCUCGCCCUCCAAAUGGGCGAAAAAACUCCCUCGGUCACAUCCGUACUUCACUCUUUUCCGUCCUGCUAAAAGCCAGCCGUGAAAGCGAUGUUGUGAGUGGCGAAGCAAACCCCAGUGGAAUGAUUCCUACAUCGUGCUGCGGCCUGAUCUCCAACGUUAUCACCAUGAUUUUAAACCCUGACAUCACCAAGGACACGCGCUAGUUUGCAUGCCGCAGAGUGUGAGUGGAGGGGAGAUGAGAAAGCGGCAGCAGCCCCACAUCGAAGGACCCCCGCAGCCCCCCGGCCCCCCCACGCCCAACCCCUGCUGCCUCUGCUGGUGCGGAUGCUGCAAAUGCCUCUGGAACGAAGACAGGGUGGUCCCUCCCCGAGGGAUGGACAGCAUUGAAGCAACCGAGGAGCCGCAUCCGACUUUGGACGAGCUGAUCUCCUGGGCUCGCAGCUUUGAGCAGAUGAUGCGGUCGGACGAAGGCAGGAGCAUCUUCCGGGAGUUCCUGCGGUCGGAGUACAGCGAGGAGAACUUGCUCUUCUGGUUGGCCUGCGAGGAGCUGAAGAGGGAAUCCAACCCCAUGACCAUCGAGGAGAAGGCACGCAUCAUCUACGAGGACUAUGUGUCCAUCCUGUCACCAAAAGAGGUCAGCCUGGACUCGCGUGUGCGUGAGGGUAUCAACAUGAGCAUGGCCGAGCCCCACCGGCUGAUGUACGACGACGCCCAGCUGCAGAUCUACACGCUGAUGCACCGGGACUCUUUCCCGCGCUUCCUCAACUCCUCUGUGUACCAAGACCUCUUGGAGACCAAGAGGCGCUCCUGCCUAGACACCUAAAAAACGGGGCCAUGACACUUCGCCCUGAGCCUCACCUCUCUCUCCUUGCCGCUGAGCACAGACAGAGCCCUGUGACCGUACGUUUUUAUCACAAACACAACACCAACAAACUCAUGAACCAACCUGUAUAAAAACAAGGUGCCACACUGGGGAAAAACGUGUACUUUUUCUUUUUUUUUUCAAAAAGAGAAAAAGAAAGGUAAGCAAUCCUUCAAGCUCAGCUCAGUUCCUGUAUAAGUGCCCAAAUGGAACUUCUCAGGCAACUGUGACACUACGUGCAAGAUGAAACUGAUGAUAAAAAAAGAUUCUUGUACUGUACAUUCUGAAGAAACUAUUCAGAAAAAAAAAAUCUCUCACUCACAAUCUGUCAUUCUUUGCCUCUGGCCGUCCCAUCACUAUUCCUGUCUUUUUUUUCUACCUGUGCAUCUGUGUCACAUUCUGUCUUUUUAUACUUCGAUCUGCCAUCCCAUCGUUCCCUUCAUCUUUUUUCUUUUUUUUUUUUCUUGCAGUCUUACAACUGCAGGCAGAUUUAAACAUUGGUGCCGUGGUAGUGUGGAGCUUUCCCACACAAAUAAAGAAUUUCAAGAGAGCAACCCUUUUUGCAUGGAAGAAACAAAAUAAAUAUAGUAGUCCACCUUCGCAGUUAUGGAGGGGGUCCUCAAGGGUGGACGUUUGAGAAAAACGUUUCUAUUUAUUGUCAUGGCAACAGGCCCUACCGAGCUCUUGUGGUACAUGAAGGGAAUUUAGUUUUCAUUGUCAGCACUCAUUUAGAAAGAAUUGAGGACAGAGAGGGGGCACACAACAUGAAAACUAUGUCUCCGUUUGAUCUCUGGAGGAGUCACGUGGGGUUGGGGAAACGGGAAAAAACAAGGGCUAGCAAUGCAGCCGGGCAGCUAAACCGAAUCAUGUUAUUAAGCACUGCAAAAAUCACAAACCCUAUCUUGAAAAAAGGGCAGAAAAACAGCUGCUGAAUUUAGCAACAAACUCAAGUUUGUUGUACACAUCUGUCUUAUCCUUCCCAGAUGGCUGUAACAAAGAAGAACUAGAGACUUGAGAGAGAGAGAGAGAGAGAGAGAGAGAGAGAGAGAGAGAGAGAGAGAGAGAGAGCUAACGAGUGAAAAGGAGACUGAGAGAGACAGAAUUUCAUUUAAGGAUUGUUUUGACAGGGAAGGUUUUGGUACCAGUUAACAUAUUUUAGCUGUGUUGUUGAAAGACAAGGGCAGGAGUUCUCAGCUUCAUUGUGUAUGGGAAGAUGAAAAGAUACAAGCUUGUAGGGGGGCAUGUGAGUCAUCUCUCUGUAGUUUUUUUUUAACCAAUAUAACUGUAUUGCUCCCUACAGAAUACACCACUGUCAGGUGUAAUUGUUUUUUUGUUUUUUGUUUUUUUUAAAGAAGCAAGAGAGGCUUUUAUUGCCUUCUGUUCCUGGAAGUACAUUUCCGCCAUUUUCCUGUGAGUGCCAUGUUUUUUCAGAGCUGCUCAGACCAUUUCCUCUCUCAGCCUGGGCUUUGCUGUGGUUGUCCGUGUUUACCGUAUGGCACGUUUGACAGUUUUGAGUCGGUGAGAGUAGUUAAGAGUUGCCAAAACAGAUGAAAGGGAGUGUAGUAGUAAUCACAGCAGUACUCCUCACUCACACCUUGAGGGCAGCUUUGAUUUUACUUCAUAAUGUUUUUGAUGGUAAUGGUGUCUUUUAAAAAUCAAAUUGUUCUCCUCACAACCGGGUGCAUGCGUGCUGUUUGUGAAGAAGAGGAGGGUUAUUAUUGUCCCGAGUGCCAUGUGGUGAACCCUUGUCUUUUGGCCUGUAUGAAUGGUCUAGCUCAGCGGUUCCCAAACUGUGGGUCCCGGACAAAAUUGACAUUGCAUAACGGGAAUAGGCGGGAAAUCCACAGGUUAACAGCUAACGUAAUUCCAUAAUUUGGUUAGUUACAGACUUGUAUGGUUAAUAGAUUUAUUUGCUGUCCUGUGGAUCUCUGGCAAUAUUAGCGGACAAACUAUUAAUGGAAAAUCUAGCAAUAUUGAUGGACGUUA
Messenger RNA from Engraulis encrasicolus (European anchovy), 3167 nucleotides. RefSeq names its product regulator of G protein signaling 17 (gene rgs17). The record is from RefSeq and is a predicted model, not a curated record. The transcript is spliced from 6 exons. The coding region runs from base 528 to 1142 and encodes 204 amino acids. Lineage: Eukaryota; Metazoa; Chordata; Actinopteri; Clupeiformes; Engraulidae.